CAAUGUUUGUCACAUGUCAUGUCACUGUCAAGUUAUGUUUUGAAAAGAGCUCACGCCUCACAUCACACUCUCAACAACGAUAAAAUUGCUGUAAAUUAAAAUAAAGUAAACAAUACCAAAAUGAAUUUUGGUGGUACUUUAAGAGUGAAUAAAUUCGCAUGUUUUACAUUAGGAUUUAUACUAUUUUUAAUAAUUUAUUGGCGGACUGGUAACGCUGGUUUUCCUAUGGAGAAAACCGACCUUAUUAAUUUAAAGAGUUUACUAAAAGCGGCUGUUGUGGCCGCUGAGCGGGGUGGUAAGAAGGUGAUGGAUGGGAAGAGCCAUGAAUUAAAUGUUAAAAGCAAAGGUAAAACGUUGGAAGGGGCGAACGACCCGGUUACCGAUGCAGAUUACGCUUCGCAUUGCUCAAUGUACUAUAGUUUGAAGAACACGUUCCCGAAGUUGACGGUGGUUUCCGAGGAGCACACAAAGAGCGGGACGAGCUGUGAGGACCAGCCUGCGAUUGAUAUCGAACAGACUCUGCCAGGGAACAGUAUAGUGGAGUACAUGAAUGAUGAGCUGGUUUAUGUGAAGGAUGUUAGUGUGUGGAUCGACCCGUUAGACGCUACGAAGGAGUACACAGAGGGUUUGUACGAGUAUGUGACAACCAUGGUGUGUGUGGCUCUAAAGGGGGUGCCUAUUAUUGGGGUCAUACACUACCCCUUCAUUCCGAAAACUUACUGGGGCUGGUACACCAAGAAGCCAUCUACCAACAUGCCUAAAGCUACCCAUAAAGAGGAGAACAAAGAGCAUCCUCGAGUGGUGGUCUCCCGCUCACACCCCGGCAAGGUGUCGGAGCUGGCGAUGUCAGCGUACGGGCCGAAGACCACGGUCUCGUCAGCCGCGGGGGCCGGCUACAAGGUCAUGGAAGUCGUCAACGGUACAUAUGACGUGUACCUCCACGCCACAGCCAUUAAGAAGUGGGACCUAUGCGCUGGCGACGCCAUCAUUAAGACUGUCCGAGGUAAGAUGACGACGAUCAAAGGCGAGAACAUCGACUACUCAGCUGACAGUGAUGUGAAGGUCUCAGGAGGUAUCCUCGUGACCAGGUUCGACCAUCAGUACUAUGUGGACAAACUACAAGUUGUGUUGUUAAUCUAGCAACAGAAGGUUGUUGGGAUGUGGUUAUCAAAGAUGUAGUGCUAAGCUCGACUGGGUAUAAAAGUAUUUUUUUAAUUGUGUCUAGUCUUGUGGCACAUACUUACUACUCAUCAUACUAGUUUAUAGAUGACUCACUUUAAAAGUUUCCAGUGAAGUUUAAUUUAUUAAUGUUUUAUCAAAUUUUAGAGUAAUUAAUGACUAAGCUGAUAUAGAAAAACAAAAUUGUGGGCUUGGGCUGUGAAAUUAAUGAUGGAUUAAAAAAUAAAGGUUGUAAACUAAAAUGUAAUGAUACGACAAAAAUAAAUGCCUUCUAUAGCACCUUAAUUAAAAUUAAAAACUUAAAUAAUUUCCUUUCCA
Molecule: messenger RNA, 1497 nt
Organism: Helicoverpa armigera (cotton bollworm)
Lineage: Eukaryota; Metazoa; Arthropoda; Insecta; Lepidoptera; Noctuidae
Product: putative inositol monophosphatase 3
Exons: 3
Coding region: 121-1140 (339 amino acids)
Cellular component (GO): endomembrane system
Molecular function (GO): 3'-nucleotidase activity
Source: RefSeq, a predicted model, not a curated record